AUGAAUGACUUCUUGGUACUGUACAAUGCAAAUCUUGUGAACGCCAAAAAACAAGAAGAAAAUUUACAGUCCGAAACAGAAGCCGCAUUUGGUGAGAGUCCAGAGCCUCCGCAACUUGAUGGCAUUGUUCCUGUCAUUUCUAUCGAAGAAGAAUUUGUGGUGGACAGAGGCAUCAGCUCAUUUGAACCAAACCCAUUUGAGAUAACAGUACUGCCUAACCCUUCCAGUACAAGCAAUCCAAACCCCAGUCUCACCCCUGAUUCCACGCUAGGAUCAAUGAAUCCCAAUCCAAGGGCCACCCCAAAUCCAACCGAGAGCUCUACUCCCAAUCCAACACCCCUGCCAACUAACCCUGAUACUACUCCCAAUCCGACACCCCUGCCAACUAACCCUAGCACUACUCCACUACCCACGGCCACACAAAAAACCAAUCCAGUGUCACAACCCAUGCCUGUUCCAUCGCCUCUCCCAACACCACUACCAACACCACUACCAACCCCUCAACCCACCCCGAAUCCUACCAGUCGGCCAACAAAUACUCCAACCAACCCACCAUCUCUGAUGCCCACAAAUUCACCAACAGUGGUCCCCACUCAUAGGCCAACCGGCUCGACAUGUAGCCUUCCGUAUCAAAAUAUCACAGCAGGGAUGUCCAUAACUCUUGUUGGCGAUUCUUUUGCCAUGACAAAUGAGUAUCUUGAAGUUGUCAUGUUAGGAGCUAGCAAGUCAGCAGCAGCAACAAAUCUAUGCGCACCACAAGUCUCCAGCGCAACAGUCCAAAGCAGAAUCUUGCAAAGGCGCCGACUGCAAGGGACAACAGGAACCGAAGUCAUUGUAUAUUCACUGGACACCCAACAAACCAAUGAAGGUGAUUUGUAUCAACCCUGGUAUACCUCUGUUCUUCUUGCAGCUUUCAAUGCAAUCAUUCAAGGAUCAGGGGUUGCAGCUAUUAUUGGAGCUCAAAAACCCACCAACAGUCCCUCGUUGAAUCCAUCAGUUACCCCAUCCAGCGCUCAACCUUCUCUCAGAACACCUCCCACAACUGUAACUCCUACUCUGCCUCUAGGUUCUCCCAGUUUGACCCCUACAACAGCAAUUCCCACAUCAAAUGUUCCUACUAGUACAACGCUGAGUCCUUCGUUCUCUCCGAAAAAGGGAAUUCCCACUGUGACUCCCGGGUCUUCCAGUUUGACCCCUACAACAGCAAGUUCCCCCACAAACGGAACACCCACAGUCACUCCUGGUAGGCCAUCCCUAGCACCCACAAUGCUGAGUCCUUCGUUCUCUCCGAAAUCUGGAAUGCCCACUGUGACUCCUGGGUCUCCCAGUUUGACCCCUACAACAGCAAGUGCCCCCACAAAUGGAACACCCACAGACACUCCUGGUAGGCCAUCCCAAGCACCCACAAUGGCGAGUCCUUCGUUCUCUCCGAUAUCUGGAAAUCCCACCAUGACUCCUGGGUCUCCCAGCUUGACCCCUACAAAAGCAAGUGCCCCAAUAAAUGGAACACCCAUGGUCACAGCUAGUCCCAAUGGUAGGCCCACUACAGCAAACCCUACAAUAGGUGGUUCAACUGAUACUCCCACAGGAACAAAAACAAGUGCACCGACGACCUUACCAACAAAUUCACCUACUCCAUUGCCAACGCUUCAAGCAACUCCUAUUCUCACAAACCAACCAAUGCCUCCACCAUCUCCUCAGCCCACAUAUCCACCGUCCCCUCAGCCCACUGAUCCACCAUCUCCAUUGCCGACCAAUCCACCAUCACCUCAGCCAACAAACCAACCAACUCCACUGCCCACCAAUCCACUACCACCAACUGUUCCCAUUGAUACUCGGCCUGUUUUGUCAUACCAAGUUGAGGCUUGGACAAACACAGGAUCAUCUACAUAUGGUCAUAUCUCUACCUGGGAUGUUUCCAAAAUUGCUGACUUCAGUCGUCUGUUUCAAGGCAAGGGCACCUUCAAUGAUGACAUUUCUGCCUGGGACACCAGCAGGGCUACUGAUAUGUCCUCUCUGUUUUGGGGUAGUGGCUUCAAUCAAGACAUUUCGAACUGGGCAACUGGAAGGGUAACAACAAUGGGUCGAAUGUUUGUUGACACACCAUUCAACCAGUAUAUCGGAAGUUGGGAUGUGUCAAAUGUCAGAGACAUGAAUAAUCUCUUCUUUGGUGCUGAAAGCUUCAACCAAGCCAUUGGAGAGUGGAAUGUCGGCAAGGUCACUAAUAUGUCCCGAAUGUUUUCAUUUGCACUUAUCUUCAACCAGAACCUCUCAGGAUGGGAUGUCAGCUCAGUAACUGAUUUUAAUGCAAUGUUUGGCUCGGCAACAGGAUUCAAUCAAAACGUUGGAGACUGGGACAUCUCACGAGCGAGGGACAUGCGGAAUAUGUUUCAGGCUGCACAGGGAUUUUCCAAAAAUCUCUGUGCUUGGAAUGACCAUAUGGCUCCAGGAGUACUUGUUUCAGACAUGUUUGGCCUGUGCCCCAGAUGCCCAGAGCAAGGAAACCCGAUAAGGGGGGCAAAAGGAUGGUCACCAUUGUGUCAUACCUGUUCAUAUACACCAACUAAUGCUCCUACGAAGGCACCUACUGAAGCACCAACUAAAGGCCCAACAAAGGCUCCUACGGUUACCCCAACAAAUCCACCAACAGGGCCACCCACAGGAUCACCAACAACUUUGAUUCCAACUGUGACAACACAAAGCCCUACCCUAGCCCCAACUACAGUAGUCCCCACAACUAUCUCUCCGAUUGAGCCACCAACAUCUUCGCCAACCAAGCCUCCUACAGUCCCGCCGACUUAUACACCAACAGAGCCCCACAUAGCAACACCCACAACUCUGACUCCAACUACUACAACAACUAUUAGCCCUAUCUUCCCCCCAACUACAGCAAGCCCCACAACAAAAUCACCAACAAAGGCUCCUACAGUACCAACAACCAAUCCACCAACAGAGUCUCCAACAACUCUGAAAGUGACAACAAAUAGCCCCUCAUUUGCCCCAAAUACAGCAAGCCCCACAAUGUCACCAACAAGAGCUCAAACACCAACAAAUUUGACUCCCAUUACUAGCCCUACGUUUGCCCCAUUCACGGCGAGUUCCACAAUGUCACCGACAAAGGCCACGACUUUACCUCCGACGACUCCACCAACAGAACCACCAACAGACACCCCAACGGCUUUGACUCCCAUGGCAACAAGUAACCCUACCGCUGCCCCCACUACAGCAAACCCCACAACAUCGCCAACAAAGACUCCCACGGUAGCUCCAACAACUCCUCCCACAAAACCUCCCACAGAACCACCAAUAACUUUGACCCCAACUGCUCCUGAGCCAAGCUCCACACCAAGUGUAGGUCCAAGCUCCACUCCUAGUGUCACCCCAACUGCUCCCAAGUCAAGCUCCACGCCAAGCAUAGCACCAAGCUCCACUUCUAGUUCCAUUCCGACUGCUCCUGAGUCAAGUCCUGCACCAAGUGAAGCUCCGAGUUCUUCACCAAGCUCUACCCCCAGUCCUCCCGAGCCAAGCUCCACACCAAGUGUAGGUCCAAGCUCCGCUCCUAGUGUCACCCCAACUGCUCCCGAGUCAAGCUCCACACCAAGCAUUGCACCAAGCUCCACUCCUAGUUCCAUUCCGACUGCUCCUGAGUCAAGUCCUGCACCAAGUGAAGCUCCGAGUUCUUCACCAAGCUCCACCCCCAGUCCUCCCGAGCCAAGCUCCACACCAAGUGUAGCGCCAAGCUCCACUCCUAGUAUCACCCCAACUGCUCCCGAGUCAAGCUCCACUCCAAGUAUAGCACCAAGCUCCACUCCUAGUGAGUCAAGCCCUACUCCAAGCGAAAAUCCUAGUCCUUCACCAAGCUCCACCCCCAGUCCCCCGGAGCCAAGCUCCACCCCCAGCGCAGCACCAAGUUUGCCCCCAAGCUUCACGACCAGCGGCCCUAGUUCAUUUCCAAGCUCUUCCCCAAGCUCAUCUCCGUCAGUGACAAACGGCAAAUUGGACGGGUUUUUUCUUGUUGAUGCAGACGACAAUAAUGCAAUAACCCAGGGCUUGUCAGAUCCUGCAUCAUUCAAUGCAAGCUCCUUGGGCUACAAUUACAACAUCAUUGUAACACAGAAAGGGGGUUCCGGCGGGAGAGCUCUAGCUUGUUGUUUUGGUCCGAGUGUACAAUUUUAUGCAAAUGGUCAGCUGAUCCAUAUAGCUUAUUGGAAUGGAGAAGCAUAUACUGUCUGUACAGGUUCCUCUGGUUGCACGUCCUCUGCCGACUUUCAAGGGGAAGGGUAUUCCAGCACAGCAUUCACCCUUGUGGCAGAGCUGUAUGACCAAUUUGCCCAGCUUCAGGAUACACUUGUACUAUCCUUAACAAUCCUGGCAUGA
Seminavis robusta is the source of this 4377-nucleotide messenger RNA. Lineage: Eukaryota; Bacillariophyta; Bacillariophyceae; Naviculales; Naviculaceae. The record is from the annotation of a GenBank genome assembly.